This is a messenger RNA of Clunio marinus, 759 nucleotides long. The record is from the annotation of a GenBank genome assembly. Lineage: Eukaryota; Metazoa; Arthropoda; Insecta; Diptera; Chironomidae.
AUGCAGCAAACUUUACGAAAUACAAGUUUCACUGAAAUAAAACUGAACUUUGGUGGUGAUUACAGUGGAAUUUAUUCACACACUCCUGGACCACCAGUUGGAUCAUCACAUGGCUUUUCUGGUUCUUCCAUGUAUUUGCCACCAUCAGCGUCUGGUUCAGAUCCUGAAGUCGGACCACCUCAAAGUUCCCAAAGCUACUCUACGUCAGAUCCUGAAGUGGGACCAUCUCAAGGUGUUCAAAGCUAUUCAGGAUCUCCUUAUCUACCACCAAGUGGCAUGGCUGAACAAUCACCACAAGCAGCUGCUGGUUUUUCAUAUCCAAAUCGACGACGUCGUGUCAGAGGCAGACAACUCAGUGAAGAGUCAGUGACACUUUUUGGAGAUCUUUUCUUUAGAUUUCUUGGAGUCAACACAGAUCAAUGCAAAAAAAGAUUUGUUUGUGAAUUGGAAUUCAGAAAUCCUUUCUUGGGAUAUGCAAUGAGAUAUGUUGGAGUUGAAUUGUUCAAAGAGUACGUGACAUCAAAAGAAGGUCCACAAGCACCAAAGAAGUUCACCGAUUGUGCAAAACUUUAUACCGAAUGUCGAGCACCAAAUGAAACUUCAACGGGAAUUAUUAGAAAGAGAAGAAAGCAAAUUAGAAGACAAAAAAAUUCAACAACAACCGAAAGCAAUUCAGUAGAAGAGACGACGACAGAAGUUAACGAUGAAGAUUUCAAAACAAAUUUAUUUCUCAAAUAUUUCGAAGUAGACAAGACGUAA